This is a messenger RNA of Pimephales promelas (fathead minnow), 1261 nucleotides long. It is a transcript of the gene fxyd5, whose product is annotated as FXYD domain containing ion transport regulator 5. Gene Ontology annotation, cellular component: membrane. The record is from RefSeq and is a predicted model, not a curated record. Gene Ontology annotation, biological process: regulation of sodium ion transmembrane transporter activity. Lineage: Eukaryota; Metazoa; Chordata; Actinopteri; Cypriniformes; Leuciscidae. Gene Ontology annotation, molecular function: sodium channel regulator activity.
GAUGAGACGGGCAUGAAAGAGGGCUGGCAGAUGUGGAUGGAGUGAGAGGCCUCGGCACCAGUGAGAACCACUGAGCGUUAGAGGAAGUUCAACAAGGGCGUGGUCAAUCCUUUACCCAACUUCCAUUUUCUCUCAGUUAUGAGAAACCCACAGAUGCUGCACACUGUUCAAAUCUGAUUGGAUGUGAUACGCCAGAUCAAAAUGAGCAUCAAGAUUAUGUUGCGAGGGAUGUCCUUUUUUCUGUUACUCAUCUUCAGAAAUUAUGCUGCUGAGAAUGUGACCGAAACCACCGCAACGCCACCAGAAAGUGAUGCACCUCUGUCCAACACCACUGGACCCAUGGGUCAUGUUAACCUGAAUGCGACAGGGGUGACAAUGAGUCCACAGCAGAUAAACCUCACCGUACCUGUGGCGAACACAAACAUCUCAACUGUGACCUCCGCCGUGACCCCCAACAAGACGUCUGCCGCACAGCCGACUGCCGUCAAAACCACCACGACCACCACCACCACCAAAGUAACUGUGUGGGAUAAGAGAUGGGAUGAGCCCUUUAAUUACAAUUACACAUCUCUGCGUCAAGGAGGGUUGAUUAUUGCUGCAAUUCUUUUCGUGAUGGGAAUCUUGGUGCUUGGUUGUGGCAAAGUUAAACGAAUCCCACGGUGUCGAAUUGGCAAAGGAAGUUCAUAUGUGGUGACCAGAAGUUAACACUCUGAUCAGCCGGCUCUCCAAUAAACAGAAGAACAGCAGGAGAACACAAAGGAGCCAGUCAGACCUGUUCCGACAGCGGUUACAGACUUACAUUUCCCCCUUUGUGAGAACAUCAUAAAUACAAGAUGGAGAGGUUGUGUGUGUGUGUGUGUGUGUGUGUGUGUGAACGUGUUCAUUAUUUCCAACUGAUCUCCGGGUUUGUCACAUUGAAACGCCGGGGAAUAAGAUAUGUGCUUUCGUGCAGCACUAAACACCAACGGUAACACACCGGCUGAGACUCCGGCAGAUCCCAACGUAAUCACGCUUCUCAGACACAAAAUCCCUUCAUCCCUUUGCUCUCCUGCACCAAACUGCUCUGUUUAAGCAUCAAACUUUGUACAACACAGGCCUGCACUUGUGUUUUAUUAUUAUUAUUUCAAUAUGUGCAUCCUCAGGUGUGUCAAUCAUUUGGAAUUGGAGGCGUUGUGUAGCUCGCAAGCGCCCUCAAGAGGCUUUCAGACACAUUUAUCAUGAGUUCUCCCAAGAGGAGAGAAUAAAAACCAUUUGACUCUGA